AUGUACAACAGUACUGUUCUCCUUUCCCAGGCCGCCUCACCGGUCUACGAGUUACGAACAUGCCAGCAGCUCUUCCUCCCGCUCUUCUGAUGAAGCUCGAGCAUGGUACUGCAUGGAAGCCGUCUGUCCUCAUGCAGGCGGUCCUUUAGAGAAUGCCACUUUGGAAAGCGUCGAGAAGGAAUUGGAAGAUGAAGCCAGGCAGAGAGAUGACAUAGGAAAGCACGAGGCGGAUGUGGAGGACCUCGUCGUUGUUUGGUAA
Molecule: messenger RNA, 259 nt
Organism: Ceraceosorus bombacis
Lineage: Eukaryota; Fungi; Basidiomycota; Exobasidiomycetes; Ceraceosorales; Ceraceosoraceae
Source: the annotation of a GenBank genome assembly